CCAGCUCCCCGCGCCGCGGUACUUCCUGCCUUCCGCGCCCGCGCCGCCCGCCCUCGUCUGCGCCCGUCGCCCGCCGCCCGCCGCCCGGCGACGCGCCCGCCGGCGUUCCCGGAGGUGCCCCCGGCCCGGCCGGGUCGUCGCCCCGCCGCCGCGCCCGCGAGCCGCUUUGUCUCGGGCGGGGCGCGCGGGAGAGGCCUCCAGGUGCCCCCCGCCACGGGCCCGGGCCCCCCGCCCCAGGGCGGCGGCGGCGGCGCCGGGCCCCGGGGCGGGGGGCGCGCCGGGAUGGGCCCCAAGAGGCGACAGCUGACGUUCCGGGAGAAGUCACGGAUCAUCCAGGAGGUGGAGGAGAAUCCGGACCUGCGCAAGGGCGAGAUCGCGCGGCGCUUCAACAUCCCGCCGUCCACGCUGAGCACGAUCCUGAAGAACAAGCGCGCCAUCCUGGCGUCGGAGCGCAAGUACGGGGUGGCCUCCACCUGCCGCAAGACCAACAAGCUGUCUCCCUACGACAAGCUCGAGGGCUUGCUCAUCGCCUGGUUCCAGCAGAUCCGCGCCGCCGGCCUGCCGGUCAAGGGCAUCAUCCUCAAGGAGAAGGCGCUGCGCAUAGCCGAGGAGCUGGGCAUGGAUGACUUCACCGCCUCCAACGGCUGGCUGGACCGCUUCCGCCGGCGCCACGGCGUGGUGUCCUGCAGCGGCGUGACCCGCGCCCGCGCGCGAAACGCUGCCCCCCGCACCCCGGCGGCGCCUGCCAGUCCGGCCGCGGUGCCCUCGGAGGGCAGUGGCGGGAGCACUACUGGUUGGCGCGCUCGGGAGGAGCAGCCGCCGUCGGUGGCCGAGGGCUACGCCUCGCAGGACGUGUUCAGCGCCACCGAGACCAGUCUAUGGUACGACUUCCUGCCCGACCAGGCCGCGGGGCUGUGCGGAGGCGACGGACGGCCGCGUCAAGCCACCCAGCGCCUGAGCGUCCUGCUAUGCGCCAAUGCCGACGGCAGCGAGAAGCUGCCCCCGCUGGUGGCCGGCAAGUCGGCCAAGCCCCGGGCAGGCCAAGCCGGCCUGCCCUGCGACUACACCGCCAACUCCAAGGGUGGUGUCACCACCCAGGCCCUGGCCAAGUACUUGAAGGCCCUGGACACCCGAAUGGCUGCAGAGUCUCGCCGGGUCCUACUGCUGGCGGGCCGCUUGGCUGCCCAGUCCUUGGACACCUCGGGCCUGCGGCAUGUGCAGCUGGCCUUCUUCCCUCCGGGCACCGUGCAUCCGCUGGAGAGGGGAGUGGUCCAGCAGGUGAAGGGCCACUACCGCCAGGCCAUGCUGCUCAAAGCCAUGGCCGCGCUAGAGGGCCAGGAUCCCUCAGGCCUGCAGCUGGGUCUCACGGAGGCCCUGCACUUUGUGGCUGCGGCCUGGCAGGCAGUGGAGCCUUCGGACAUAGCCGCCUGCUUUCGUGAGGCUGGCUUUGGGGGUGGCCCUAAUGCCACCAUCACCACUUCCCUCAAGAGUGAGGGAGAGGAAGAGGAAGAGGAGGAGGAAGAAGAGGAGGAGGAAGAGGGUGAAGGAGAGGAAGAGGAGGAGGAAGGGGAGGAGGAGGAGGAAGGGGGGGAAGGAGAGGAAUUGGGGGAGGAAGAGGAGGUGGAGGAGGAGGGUGAUGUUGAUGACAGUGAUGAAGAGGAGGAAGAUGAGGAGAGCUCCUCCGAGGGCUUGGAGGCUGAGGACUGGGCCCAGGGAGUAGUGGAGGCCGGUGGCAGCUUCGGGGCUUAUGGUGCCCAGGAGGAGGCCCAGUGCCCUACUCUGCAUUUCCUGGAAGGUGGGGAGGACUCUGAUUCAGACAGUGAGGAAGAGGACGAUGAGGAAGAGGAUGAUGAAGAUGAAGAUGACGAUGAUGAUGAGGAGGAUGGUGAUGAGGUGCCUGUACCCAGCUUUGGGGAGGCCAUGGCUUACUUUGCCAUGGUCAAGAGGUACCUGACCUCCUUCCCCAUUGAUGACCGCGUGCAGAGCCACAUCCUCCACUUGGAACACGAUCUGGUUCAUGUGACCAGGAAGAACCACGCCAGGCAGGCGGGAGUUCGAGGUCUUGGACAUCAAAGCUGAGUCACUGGACCUAGCUGUGCCCCCAACCUAGAUUGGCAGCACCACCCCAGGGCAGAGGACUCUCUGGGCACCCGCUGUGCAUGGAGCCAGAGUGCAGAGCCCCAGAUCCUUUAGUAAUGCUUCCCCUGGUCCUGCAACAGGCCCGGUCACCUCGACCGGGCCCGGGGCUGAGGUCAGCCUCACUGCCUGCUUAUUGCCUCUUUCUCAGAAUCCUCUUUCCUCCCCAUUUGGCCCUGGGCUCAGGGGACCAGGUGGGGCGGGUGGGGAGCUGUCCGGUGCUACCACACCGUGCCCUCAGUGGACUAACCACAGCAGCAGCCAGGGAUGGGCCCUGGAGGUUCCCGGCCGGAGAGUGCCUCUCCCCUCUGCCAUCCACGCCAGGUCUUUGGUGGGGGGGACCCCAAAGCCAUUCUGGGAAGGGCUCCAGAAGAAGGUCCAGCCUAGGCCCCCUGCAAGGCUGGCAGCCCCCACCCCCACCCCCCAGGCCGCCUUGAGAAGCACAGUUUAACUCACUGCGGGCUCCUGAGCCUGCUUCUGCCUGCUUUCCACCUCCCCAGUCCCUUUCUCUGGCCCUGUCCAUGUGACUUUGGCCCUUGGUUUUCUUUACAGAUUGGAGGUUUCCAAGAGGCCCCCCACCGUGGAAGUAACCAAGGGCGCUUCCCUUGUGGGCAGCUGCAGGCCCCAUGCCUCUCCUCCCUCUCUGGCAGGGCCCCAUCCUGGGCAGAGGGGCCUGGGGCUGGGCCCAGAGUCCAGCCGUCCAGCUGCUCCUUUCCCAGUUUGAUUUCAAUAAAUCUGUCCACUCCCCUUUUGUGGGGGUGAACAUUUUAACAGCCAA
Gorilla gorilla gorilla (western lowland gorilla) is the source of this 2914-nucleotide messenger RNA. RefSeq names its product centromere protein B (gene CENPB). The transcript has a single exon. The record is from RefSeq and is a predicted model, not a curated record. Gene Ontology annotation, molecular function: DNA binding; chromatin binding. Gene Ontology annotation, cellular component: nucleus; chromosome, centromeric region. The coding region runs from base 283 to 2079 and encodes 598 amino acids. NCBI's taxonomy places the organism in Eukaryota, Metazoa, Chordata, Mammalia, Primates, Hominidae.